CUUCCUCGUCUCGUCGGCAGGCGUUUUAUCACCACUGACAUUUAUGAAAAGGGGGGCAAAAUGAUGCCGAGUGCAUCCGGUGCCAAAAAGAAUUCAAGUGAUGAAGGUAGUUCUGGAUCUGAAGCAGAGCUCAGUGCAGAACCGACGACAGACCGUUUUGGUUUCCUCCUGACCAACGGAGCUUCGGCUGAGAGUUCGGGUCCACAUCCUCAUCUGGUGAGACAGAGGGAAGGGAAGUGGAUCAACAUCAUCAACCAGUGGGAGACCAUCUUGAUGAAGAAGCCUCAUAAGGUUAAGGUCCACUGCCAGAAAGGCAUCCCCUCGUCGCUCCGAGCCAAGUGCUGGCCCCUGCUGUGUGGAGCAACGGAACGGAUGAAGCACAGCAGACACAUCUAUCAGACUCUGGACUCGGCGGCUGCUUGCCAACACUGGGUGGAUGUUAUUGAGAGAGACCUGGAUCGACAGUUUCCUUUCCACGAGAUGUUUCUGUCCAAAGAUGGGCACGGACAGCAUGGAUUGUUCCGGGUGUUAAAGGCCUACACUCAGUUUCAACCAGAUGAAGGCUACUGCCAAGCUCAAGGACCAGUAGCUGCUGUCCUGCUCAUGAACAUGCCAGAAGAGGAGGCCUUCUGGUGUCUGGUGCAGAUCAGCGAGCAGUACCUGCCUGGGUACUACAGCCCGCUGCUGGAGGGAGUCCUGUUCGAUGCCGCCCUCCUCACCUGGCUCAUAAAGAGAACGUGCCCCCCGGCUCACAAGCACAUGCAGCGUUAUGGAGUCGAGCCCCUCAUGUUCGCCACAGACUGGCUGAUGUGUUUGUUCACGCGUCACCUGCCCUUCAACACUCUCCUCAGAGUCUGGGACUUGUUCUUCUGCUACGGGGUGCGGGUUCUACUCCAGGUCGCCGUGGUUCUUGUACGGCAUGUUCUGGGCCAAGCAGAGCAGAGGAAGCAGUGUCAGGGUCAGAUGGAGACUCUGGAGAGGCUGAGGGCGGUCAAGGAGGAGGUGAAGGUGGAGGAGGACACUUUCAUAGCAGAAGUAUGCUCUAUUCCGCUAUCGACCAGCGACUUGGAAAAACAGACAGCGAAAGAGUUGGAAAAGUGGCAAAAGGACAAACCUUCUUCCACUUUUGACCCCAGGGGUCGUUGCCAUGGAUACCGUAUGGUGUGGGCCCAGACCAUUAACCAUAAGGAAGAACAGGACCGGGUGAAAAGAGAGACAGGAAACCUCUCUGUGACGCUCAUACGCUCUGCCUCCACCCUCUCACUGUCUCCCUCCAUCCUGGAGAGGUGGAGGGGAGGAAAGGUGGACAGCAAAGAGAGUAAAAGCCGGGGGAAGAUCAUAAGGCAUUUCUCCAUGGGGGCGAAAGAUGAAUGGACUAGCUGGAGGAACAUGAAAUUUAAAAAUGUGAAGAGCAUUCUGGAGGAGGAUGUAGUCAUGGAUGAACAUCAGACGCAGAGGGAAAAGCCAGUGAAACUAACAGCAGCGUACAAACACCAGAGAGUAAAAUCAAAGGAAGUAGAACCCAAAUUAAUGGUCGCACAAAAUCCGUCUGAAGGGACAUGUUUAAACCCAACGGCUGGUGAUGUAAACACAAAACAGGGCUCUGAGAAAGAGGAAGCCGGAAGUGAACCAACCACAGACGAGUCAGAAGAACAGAUGAGAGCUCAGCUGGAGGUGAAAGCAGAAACAUCAGACCCCAGGGGGAGUGAAGAGACUCAGCAGAGGAAUGAGGAUAAAACGGAGACACCUUUGACUUCAGAGAUAGAGCACAGCCCAUCAGAGACUGCUGCUCCUGACUCCCAACACCACAUGAGUGACUCACCAGCCCAAAACACUGAGAAGUCACACAACCAAACUGACUUAUCGGCAGAGACGCAAGAUAAAGCAGGUGAAAAGGCCACAGCUCAAGACAAACCAGCAACUGUUUCACUUCCUGAGGGAGCUGAAGAGCAUGACAUCACAGCAGAGACAAGUCAUGAAAUGAAGGACCCAGAACGUGACAGGAAAGAAUGUGAGGAGGAAAUAACAACAGAGCACCAAGAAGUGAAUGAAGAAAACGCCGACCAAAGUGAAUCACCUGAGCCACUAGAAAGUCAUGUGGCGCUGAAGCAAGAAGAGGUUCCAGCAGAACCAGAUCAUCACAGAAGCGACGCACAAACUACCCAGCAGAACGGCAGCAGCAAUACCAGAAACUCCAAGAGGAGGACCAGCAGUUUCUCAACAGGAGACAUUUGUGUCCGAAGGUCCUUCACCAGUGCAGCGUCCAGAGAAGCUCGGCGGCUCAAUGACAAACUCUUUGUCAACCCUCAAGGAAAACAACCCACCCUCAGACAGUCAGAGGGAGUUCAGAUCACAGGUUCGCAUUCAAAUAUGGCGCAAACACCUACAGACACGUCCUCAGAGCAACACCUUGAAGCGGCAAGAGCAUCAAGUCGCCCGCAAGCCACAAGUGUUUUCCACCGACUAAAGGGAGAUAAGACGAAGAGGAAGCAGAAAAUGAAAAUCCCUAAAAUAACUAUUCAGGACUUCAGCGACGUAGCAGUCCAACAAAAAGAGGAGAAGCUGAGGGAGAAGAGGAGGAGGAGGAGUCGGGAAAGUGAGAGGAGGAGGAAGGAGGAAAAGCAGGCCCGGAAGAUGGAGACAAGGAAGCAGCAAAAGAAAAGCUCUCAGCUGCAAAAAGAGAAGGAGAGCACUGAGGGAGUUCCGGUGGGAAAAAGUGGGUCACCAAGCCUGAAACAUUCUGCUUCUUACGCUGAACUAUACUUUUGACAUGUUCAAGUGAGGGGUCUUGCACGUGUGGUCAAAGUCAAAGGUUUGGUUGAGAAGUCAGGUGGUCAUAAUGUAAUCAUGCCUUUGACUCCCACACAUCUGUAUAACUGUAAAUUCAGACGAAAUACUGACGUUCAGUCUACUAUGAUGUACCAAAAAUGUAAAUAUAUAUAAAAAAAACAUUUGACUCUGGCAGCAAUUCCGUGUUUCAGAAACAAAGUGUUCUUGAAAAAAUAAACAAGGUUUAUUUAAAGGAAGACAAACUGUAACAGGCAAGGCCAGGUAUCCACUUUUCAAAUGAUGUCACUUUAACUGUCCAAUAAAAACGCCU
This is a messenger RNA of Synchiropus splendidus (mandarinfish), 3100 nucleotides long. It is a transcript of the gene tbc1d10c, whose product is annotated as TBC1 domain family, member 10C. NCBI's taxonomy places the organism in Eukaryota, Metazoa, Chordata, Actinopteri, Syngnathiformes, Callionymidae. The coding region runs from base 61 to 2769 and encodes 902 amino acids. The transcript is spliced from 10 exons. The record is from RefSeq and is a predicted model, not a curated record.